AGACGCCAGAACCUCAUGCAAAUAGAUUCACACGGGUCUGUGUCAGUCAUUUGACUUAUACAGCCGACAAAUAGGAGAUGAAAGGCAGGGUCUGGGCUUGUUUUUACUGAGAAGGGACAGAGAGGAGACAGCACUGAUAUGGGUGAGUCCCAGUCGAGGUCAGUGAUGCUUCACCAUCAGGAUAAACCUCUAAACUCGGCCUACGGAGGGCAAGGAGGCACAAAGAACAGUUCCUCCUCUUCACUUCGAAACAGGAAGUGCGACAAAGACGGCAACUUCAACUUCCUGCCUGGCAAAGAUGACGAGGGCUUCACAGGCAACGGAGGGGGAGACGAGAACCGAAACCAGGUGCGACCCCGUAACUUGGGCCCGUUGGGUCGCGACCCUCCGAACUCCUCGCCGUCCUCUGGGUAUCACCCCAACUCGGGAAUCCUGUCGCCACGAUCCCGCCUGCCCUGCUGGAGCCCCCUGGAGCCCCUGCCCGAAAUUGAGAACGUGGACGACGGGUACGGGCGAGUUCCCCCCGAUGGAGCGGAGGAAGGGAGGAUGGAGGAAGAGGGGGGACAGGUGAUGAUGAGUCUGAAUGAGGAGAAGCAGAGGGUGAGAAAGCAGCUGCAGAGGAGGAAAGGCAGCCAGGGAUUCAGAGGAAGAGAGGAAGAUGAGGAUGAGGCAGGGAUGGAGGACCCUGACGAAUGGGGAGACAGCGACUCUGAGUCUGAGAUCAGCUACCGGUCCGGCAGCAGCAUGUCCUCCCUCAACAUGGAGAGCGGAGGAGAGGGGAUGCUGAUGGGAGGCUGGGACCGCAUCGGAGUCGGGGAACCAAAAUCGAACCACCAGGAAAGUGACCAGAGCAGGAACGGCAACAGAGAACCAUCUGCGAGACCCCGAAGCUUCAGCCGCAAGUCCCUGACGGGAAGCAACCUGGGAAACCUGGAGGAAGGAAUGGAGGACCAAGACGACGAUGACCAGUCUUCAGACUCGGACGGCGAGCUGCCAGAGCUCAUGGACGCCGUCUGGACGCUGAGGGACCGCGAGCGCUUCAAGGCCCAGGAGAUGGAGAAGCACCAGGUGCAGCUGACCAUGUAUCGCCGCUUGGCUCUGAUCCGCUGGGUCCGCACGCUGCAGGGCCGAGUCCAGGAGCAGCAGAACCGCCUGCAGUCCAGCUUCGACGUCAUCCUCACGCACAGGAAGGAACUGCUGCGCAUGGGCGCCGCCGCCGCAGCCGUGGCCAACGCCGCACCCACCGCCACUGUCGGCCAGUCAUAAACAGAAGAAGAGAGGGGGGAGGGACUGACAGGAAGUGGGUUAAAACAGCAUUUUUGCUCUGUUUGCUUCUUUCCUGACGACAUUUCCCCCGAAACAAAGACAAUCUCCCAUCAUCCUGUUUGACGUUUUUAUGCUUCACUCAUGUUGCUGAUUGUAAUGACGCAAAAACUUGUGUUUUUGUUGAUUUUGUCCCACCCUGAGCAUCAAUAAAUGUAUUCAACUCAUCUUCAUUCAGGAGGACUUGAACCUUGUCCCUUCACCAAAACAAAAUGUAUGAUUUCUGAUCAAAGCAAUGGAAAAAAAUGAACACUUUAUUGUUGGAUUAUUCCAAUGUUUAUAUCAAAAAUGUUCUAUAUGUGUGAAUGCUGUUAUUGUUUGUCUUGACUUGUCAGUAGAAAACACCUGCUGUACCAAAAAAGUACUGGAGAAUAUUAUAAAUUUAACACUGCUAGAGAUGAUUUAUACCCUGAGAUGCUGUAUAUAUAAUUAUAAAAGAUUAAAAUAAUAAAUAAAAUGACCUUAUACCUUAA
Molecule: messenger RNA, 1796 nt
Organism: Lates calcarifer (barramundi perch)
Lineage: Eukaryota; Metazoa; Chordata; Actinopteri; Centropomidae
Product: UPF0500 protein C1orf216 homolog
Source: RefSeq, a predicted model, not a curated record